This is a messenger RNA of Solanum tuberosum (potato), 3199 nucleotides long. RefSeq names its product pentatricopeptide repeat-containing protein At3g49740. Gene Ontology annotation, biological process: RNA modification. Bases 1 to 2172 code for a protein of 723 amino acids. Lineage: Eukaryota; Viridiplantae; Streptophyta; Magnoliopsida; Solanales; Solanaceae. The record is from RefSeq and is a predicted model, not a curated record. The transcript has a single exon. Gene Ontology annotation, molecular function: RNA binding; protein binding.
AUGAAGUUAACCGAAAGCUCCUCAAAGCAACUCAUCAAACUCAAUUGCCUUCUUUCAAACUUCACUCAUUCCCACCAAUUCUCCGAUGCUCUCUCUCUCUUCAACCAAAUUCACUCUUCCCUUCAUCUCCGACCAGAUCAUUACACCCUUUCAACCACUCUCACCGCAUGUGCCAACAUUGUAAACACUAGCUUCGGCAAUCAGCUCCACGGUUUCGCCAUUAAAACAGACCUUAAACAAUUCCCACAUGUAUCAAAUUCUCUUCUUUCAUUCUACGCCAAAUCUAAAGAUUUGGGUUCAGUUAAAAGGGUCUUUAAAGAAAUUGAAACCCCAGAUGUUUAUUCUUGGACUACGCUAUUGUCUGCCUGUACUAAGUUGGGGGAAGUUGGGUAUGCUUGUAAGGUGUUUGAUGAAAUGCCGCAGAGGAAUUUGGCUGUUUGGAAUGCAAUGAUUACUGGGUGUGCUGAAAGUGGGUAUCACGGGAUUGCUUUGAAUUUGUUUCAAAGAAUGCAUUUUUUAGGUGUUAGAUAUGAUAAUUAUGCUUUUGCUAGUGUUUUAAGUUUGUGUGAUAUGGAGUUAUUGGAUUUCGGAAGACAAGUGCAUUCGAUGGUCAUCAAGACGGGUUUUUUGGUAAGAGCUUCAGUGAUUAAUGCUUUGGUUACCAUGUAUUUUAACUGUAAUAAUGAUUUUGAUGCUUUUGGAGUAUUUGAAGAAGCUGAGGAUGAAGUGCUUGAUCCUGUAACUUAUAAUGCAAUGAUAGCUGGUUUAGUGAGUAUGGAAAGAGCUGAGGAGGCAUUAGUAAUGUUCAAGGAUAUGCGUAAGUUUUCUUUGAGACCUACUGAGUUCACUUUUGUGAGUAUAAUGAGUUCAUGUUCAUGUAUUAGAAUUGCUUCUCAACUGCAUGCUCAAGUUGCUAGAAUAGGUUUAGAAAACUAUACGUCUAUCGCUAAUGCAACAAUAACCAUGUAUGCUAGUUGCGGGAACUUGAAUGCAGCCUUUUUAGUUUUUGAAAGACUGAAGGUGAAGGAUAGCGUGUCGUGGAAUGCCAUGAUUACAAGUUAUGCCCAAAAUUGUUUGGACAGUGCAGCAAUUUCUGCAUACAUUCAGAUGCAGAAGGAAGGGUUAGAGCCAGACGAGUUUACGAUAGGAAGCAUACUCGCAAGCUCAGAGUCUCUAGUAAUUGUUGAAAUAAUUUUGGGUGUUGUUUUGAAGAAGGCCCUUAUCUUGAAGACUGAAGUAUCUAAUGCGCUGCUCUCUGCCUUCUGUAAGCAUGGUGAAAUGAAGCAAGCUUAUCAAGUUUUUCAUGACAUGUUCCCUAGAAACAUGAUCUCUUGGAAUACUUUGAUUUCUGGUUGUCAUCUCAAUGGACUACCCAUGGGGUGCUUGCACCUCUUCUCUGAGGUUGUGAGUGAACGUUUGAUGCCUAAUCCUUUUACUCUAAGCAUCAUUUUGAGUGUUUGUGCCAGCAUUUCAGCUCUACAACAAGGGAAGGAGAUUCAUACUUACAUUCUCAAAUCUGGAUUCAUUUCAGAAAUAUCUUUAGGAAAUGCCCUCAUUACAUUGUAUGCAAAAUGUGGACUGUUGCAUUGGUCUCUAAAGGUGUUCCAGAUAAUGACACAAAAAGACACAGUUUCUUGGAAUUCAAUUAUUACUGCAUAUGCACAGCAUGGGAAAGGCAAGGAAGCUGUACAUUGCUUUGAGAUGAUGCAAGAAUUAGGUGGGGUCAAACCAGAUAACACGACCUUUAAUGCAGUUCUAUCAGCUUGCAGCCAUUCAGGCUUAAUCGAUAAAGGCAUUGAAGUUUUUACCUCCAUGGUUCAUACCUACGGUAUAGAACCUACAGCAGACCACUUCUCUUGCAUUGUUGAUCUUCUAGGUCGGGCUGGAUAUCUUGAUGAGGCAGAAAAACUGGUAAAAGAUAGGCAUGUUGAUGUAGAUUCCACUGUUUGGUGGACAUUAUUCAGUUCAUGUGCUGCUUAUGGCAACGUUAGACUAGGCAGAAUUGCUGCGGGAUUUCUGCUUGAGACUGAGAAGAAUAACCCCACGGUGUAUGUGCUUUUAUCCAAUAUUUAUGCUAGUGCGGAGAACUGGGAGGACUCUGCUAAUGUGAGGAAACUGAUGAAUAAAUGUGGAGUGUUAAAGCAACCAGGAAGCAGUUGGAUAGGGUCCUAACACUCAUUUCGUUAAUGCUGGAUAUCUUGACAUGAUUGGUUUCGAAGUUCAACCUUACUUAUCAAACGGAGAUUGUUCAUGGUGGAGGAAAGGUACUAUGUCUUUAAGAUUUAGACUAGCAAUGUAAAUGGAACAUUGGAACUUUCUGAUCCAUUCCUGCAGGACUUGGGGUAACAGGUAGUCUUAGUCCUACAUUUUCCACUUCAGCUCUGUGCCAGGCAUGCUAUGCUCCUCGCAAGUGCCAAUGACUCCCUAGUCCACUCCACCAGCGAGCUCUUUCCUCUGCAUCCUUCCCCUUCCUUCUGCUCAUGUUGUAAAUUCUUUGAUGAUGACUAAUUGGUGAAUAGCUUAUUGGCUGAAAAUGUUUUCUUGGACGAUUUUAAGGAAAUUUUUGCACUGUGGUUAGCACUCAAUGAAUGUACUUGAACUGGGCAAUUGCAUGAUGCGAUUGCCAUACCAAAGGACAAUUGAUCCAUCAAAAAGGUAUGUGUUCAGAAUAACGAAUAACCAUUUUUCAAGUACAGAUAUCUUUGACAACUGUUAUGUUUCCGAUUGAGCUUGUAUUGGUCCCUACUGGAUCAGAGGGCACCGUCCUUUCAAGGGUCUUUGUGCUGCCUGUGUUGUUAGUUCUCUUAUGGCACUUCGAACAAGUCAAUAACCGUUGAGGUUGGACUUGUCUCUUUGAAGAUUAUAGGGACCAGAGCCGAGGCCUAUUUGUCUCACCUGCUUCAGGGCUUAACAUUUGCCAGAAAAACCCCAUUUAUUUGCAACCACUGAAAGGGACUUGAAAAAGAGAAUCCUUGUUGGUUGCCCUGUUGUAUCAUUAGUAUAAUUACGUCUGAAUAUUUUCUGAAUUCUCUUGUAAUUUAUAGUCUAUAGCAAAUUUAGAACACUUUUGGAGGAAUAAUUGUAGGUAGUGCUUCUGUAGAACGGUGAAACUGAAUUACGCAAGAGUUCAUGUGUAUCAAUUUCAAGUUAAACAAAUUUUCACCAGUGGCUUAAUCAGCUCACAAUUUCCUUUAUUUUA